Messenger RNA from Camelina sativa (false flax), 2524 nucleotides. RefSeq names its product inositol diphosphatase DSP4. The record is from RefSeq and is a predicted model, not a curated record. Gene Ontology annotation, biological process: protein dephosphorylation. Lineage: Eukaryota; Viridiplantae; Streptophyta; Magnoliopsida; Brassicales; Brassicaceae. Gene Ontology annotation, cellular component: cytoplasm. Gene Ontology annotation, molecular function: phosphatase activity.
ACUUGACCAUUCUUUCUGUAAAUCUUGUUUUUUUAUUCAAACUACAACUUUCAUAAAUUCAUGGAAUAUUCUUUUGAUUAAACUAAUAAUAUUUUCGGACGCUUCCAAAUCCGAGUCGCUGCUUCUUCUGCGUUUCUAAAUUCAACUUUUCAGGAAACGCGAUUCCAUCGCGAUUCUGGACGUUUCCGGUUCCGCUCCCGAUUCUGAAGCGAGGAUCGAUGCUUGAGCCACGCUUCCGUGCAACUUUGCAUGGUGUGUUGUCUCUUUAUCUUUGUGAUGUCACCAGUGGUAAACCAAAAUAUUUUUUACUGGAGUAAAAAUAUUAAAUUAAAUUAAAGAUACUAAUCUUAUCAAUAAACACAAGUAAAGUACGUACUAGAUUAGUACAAGUGUUUAUAUGAAUAUUUUGAGAUUUUAAAUUGUGAGAUGAGUUUCUCUAAUCCAUUUACAUGUGUAUGUCAUCACCCUCUCACGAUAAAGAACAAACUCCAACUAAAUAAUAACUCUAGUAUGAGUUCUGUUUUUCUAGCAUCUCUUACUUCACUUUUAAACCAAUCUUCACCUCGAAGUUUCAAGUUUUCAAUUCCUCACAAAUUCAUCUUUUUUUUCUCCUACUAGUCACCUCAACUGAAUCAAUAGUUUAAAUGUUUGUGACAAAUUAUUGAUUUUUUUUUUUUUUUGGUUGAAUUUGGGAACUGUUUUUGUUUUGUGGCAUGUGCAUUUAUUGGCAAUGGUUGCCAUCAUCGGAUUAUGGUAGUCAAAUGGUUUCAUUCCAUCGUCGUAAUUAUGAGCUUUUAGCUAAUAAAUUUCUACAUCAAUAAUCUUAUAUUCUCAUGUAAUCUUAAAUUAGUCGUAAUUAUGAGUGUAAAAAAGCAGGUCAUGUUCUUGCUCAAGGUAAUUUAGUUUGCUUGAGUCCAUCUUCAAAAUUUAAUUCUUGCGUUAUUGUUGAAGUAUAUGUUCACUACUUUCUUAAACAGCUUGUUUUGUGCUUCCUUAAUUCUUCAGUUUAGUGCAUCAUUUGUUUUUUUGUUCAACUUGUUUGUUUGCUUAUGUGAUUCUCAUGCUUAGUGCAUUGCUUGCUUUUGUGCUUUCUUGAUUCUUCAGUCUAGUGCAUUAUUUGAUUAUUUUUUUUGCUCAACUUGUUUGUUUGCUUAUUUAAUUAUUCUGUUUAGUGCAUUGAUUUUUCUGUGCUUCUUUGAUUGCUCAAAUGAGCGCAUUGCUUGCUUUUGUGCCUUCUUGAGUCUUCUGUUUAGUGCAUUAUUUGUUUAUAUUUGCUUAGUUGAUUCUUUUGUGCCUUCUUGAGUCUUCUCUAACAUGAUUAUUCAAUAGUAUAUACUAUAGUUUUAGUAAUUUAUUGUGACAUAACAUUCUUCUCUUGGUUCAGAUUCCGACAUUUACUUACUUACUCCGUCGCACUAACAUAAUUAUUUUCAAUAAGAUUUGCAUAUAUAUAUUUCACAUUUAAUUUUUAAUACUUUAUUGGAUUUAUAUAUUUACCUUUGUUUUGUUCAUUUCGACUACGAAAAUAAUUUAAGCAGCUGAGAGUGAAAAGAAUUUGUGGGAUAAAUUUGUAAUAUGUUGAUGUAUGUAAAAACUAGUACUAUUGUAUUAACUUAUGAGUAGGUUUUUGGAUUUAAAGAAUAUUCCUCAUGGAUACCUUUUAAUAUUCUCCCUAAAAGACUUGUUAAUCUUCUCGACUUUUCCCCAUCGUAAAGCUCCGCUCUCUUCGUUUCCGUUUUUGGCACUCUACAAUAUACCCCAUCACCAUGACGUUGGAGAGCUACGCCGGAGAUGUUCACACCGUACCACAGUCGGAGAACUCGACGGAGGAUAGAGGCGGCGGCGGCGGCGAGCUUUUCGUGCCACCUCUCAACUUCGCUAUGGUCGAUAAUGGAAUUUUCCGUUCUGGUUUCCCUGAACCCGUCAGUUUCAGCUUUCUCCAGUCUCUUCGCCUCCGAUCCAUCAUAUAUUUGUGCCCUGAGGCAUACCCAGAGGUGAACAUAGAAUUCGCAAAAUCAAAUGGGAUCCAAGUCUUUCAAUUUGGAAUUGAAAGAUGCAAGGAACCCUUUGUUAAUAUCCCUGACGAGGUAAUCCGAGAAGCAUUACAAGUACUUCUAGAUACCGAGAAUCAUCCUGUGUUAAUUCAUUGCAAAAGUGGGAAGCAUCGGACAGGGUGUCUAGUAGGUUGUGUGAGGAAGAUUCAGAGAUGGUGUUUGUCUUCCAUCUUCGAUGAGUACCAGAGAUUCGCAGCUGCCAAAGCUAGGAUAUCAGACCAGAGGUUCAUGGAACUCUUUGACAUCUCCAAUCUAAAGCAUUCACCACUCUCCUUCUCUUGUUCCAAGAGGCAUACUCACAUUGAUUACUGACAACUUUACUUGUUGAAAUGCCAUUAAGAAAAAUUUAAGUAGUUCUUUGAGUAGUUAGAUGAAAAGUAAAGACUUUCCAUCAUUCAAUAAAUACAUAAUAAAAUCCCUUUUAAUCCAAAUUAUAUAAAUAAAAAUGAUACGGGUUUUCUCCUUUUCAA